This is a messenger RNA of Exaiptasia diaphana, 2803 nucleotides long. RefSeq lists its product as uncharacterized. Gene Ontology annotation, molecular function: protein binding. The transcript is spliced from 7 exons. The record is from RefSeq and is a predicted model, not a curated record. NCBI's taxonomy places the organism in Eukaryota, Metazoa, Cnidaria, Anthozoa, Actiniaria, Aiptasiidae. The coding region runs from base 48 to 2384 and encodes 778 amino acids. Gene Ontology annotation, biological process: signal transduction.
UCUCACUUUGCUUCCGCGAGCAGUCCGUGUCAUGAGCAUAGACAGAAAUGCCGAGCUUGUUAAACCAUCCAAGAGGGCAUUCAACACAGCUUCUUUUUAAAAAGAAGACUGGAAAGUGGACAAAAAGGCAUGUGACAAUUAAGGAAUCAUCCGACAAAAAACAUUACCUCGAGAUAUAYCGUCCUCACCGACCAGUCACAAGAGCAAUAAGAAAGUUUGGUUCAGACACAGAUCUACGAGUAGAUAUUUCCAUUCACAGUCAUGCUGUUGUUAGAGACUUAGCUGAGGACAAGACAUGCAAGUUAUUGACUCUGGUACCRUUGAAGAAGACCAAACCAAGCRAGCCUCAGUACCAGUUUGCUGCUUAUAGUGAACAAGAAUACAAUGACCUUGACAAUCUUGCAAAUAGUGUGGAAACGCUGUGUGACAUGACAUCAUUUGAAGUAUCAGUUGAUGCAGAUCCAAACAGCUGUGUGCCAUCAGGACCAACAGUGUUGCACAUCUACAAGCAUAAUGCAUGCUUAACAUCACGAAGUCCGUGCAUCAGGGUGCUUCACCAAUGGGAACUCAUUGAGCCUCUUGCUGAAUUCCAAUGGGAACGACAUGGGUUUCGCAUCAUUGACCACCACAACUCAAACCUACAGUGCUUCUUGUUUGUCAAUUCACAAGAUGAUAUCCAAACAAUCCAAGAGAAAAUUAACACCAACUGCAAAAAAAUCUAUUCAAGUAAUAGUGUGAAUGAAGGUGUUAAUACAAGGGCAAUGACAAUAGAUGAUACUUUGAUUCCUUGUCAACCACCAUUUAUACAAAAUGAGAUUCACCCUGCACCCUGCACAUCAUCACCACAGCUGAAUGAAAUCUGUGACAGUACGUCAAUGAGUGAUGUUGAAACAUCGCCAGUUCAUCCAAGAAGGCAGUCUACCAGUAAUACACUAGUUAAAGAACAUGUUGAAAUAAGACAUCCUGGCCACCAAACUACACGGCGGUGCAAUUCAGAUACUGCAAUCCAACGGCAAUCUCAUAAAGAAACCAUCAAGUUAUUUAAAAGUCAUUCAUUUGACAARAACAACAAGAACAAAUUUCACGAGCUGAACUUUGGUAAACCCAAUGGUUCAAUGUCAAGUAGCAAUGAUACUUUAGAUGAGCCAAAGAAUUCAAACUUGCAAAAUCAACAUUCAAUACUGCAUGAUAGCAGUGAAAACAGCGAAGAUGAUUAYCAGCAGAGCCUGAAUGGAAGUGAUAUAACUCAAUAUGAUUCAACUCAGUACUAUGCAAAUGUUCAACUCAGACCUCAAUUUUACAUGUACAUGAAUGUCAUGAGAGAUGACRACAUUCUAGAGCCUGAAGCACCCAAUACCUAYGUGAAUAUAUUCUCUGGUAGUAGCUUCAAGGGCUGCUAUGAAAACUGGCAGCUUCAAAGUAGUAUUUACUCUACAAUACCAGCAGUAAUACCUCCUCCACCUCUACCACCAAGACCUAGCCCUGCACCAAAGCUACCGCCGAGAAGACAYAAGAUGGAUGAAUGGCACAGUAUUGCCCCUGGUAUGCCUCCACCAUUACCACCUAAACCAAAGAGUCCUAGACACCUUUUAACACAUUCUCAAGCUUAUGUAGCUCCAAGAAUCCAAGUAGCACUGUUUGCAGCUAAUCCUGUUAGUGGACGGGUGUGGUUUCUACGAGUUGCGUUCAUGCACCAAGAUGGCAGUGAUUCAACUUUAAAGAGAGUGAAAGACAUCGAGGCUUUUAGUAAUCAUCGGUUAUUGAAAACAAACUCUCUGGAGGUAGCAAAAGAUUUAUCAAUGGAGGUUACUGUCAACUCCAAUGGCUUUUUGCUACUCAAUGGCAACAAGCAGAAUAUUGAAGUUAAUGACAUUGAAGAUCUAAGAAAAGGAGAUUGGUUUGUUGUUGAGUUUCACAUUCAAAACUCCGAUGAAAAUGAGAACCACCUUAUGGGAAAUGUGUCUAUUGGUCCUCAACAAACAACUCCUUGCCGUAGAGCUUGUAAAGCAGACAUGGGAAUAGAUGAGAUAUUUCAAAGAAAGGUAUCAUACGGUUCUCCCUCGGGCUGCCCAGUGAGAAGAUCUAUUUUAUCAGAUUACAAUAAACGACAAAAGGUCUGUCGCACACUAGACGUCACCAUUUGCUCCCAAAAUCAUGACUGGCGUCAGGUUGCAGGGUCACUAGGAUUCACGCAUGCUGAAAUUAUGGAACUCCAAGACAAAGCUUGCCGUUCUGUUAAUUUUUCCCCAACUGAUGAAGUGUUGACAAUUUGGGAACGAAGAGAACCAAACUGCAGUUUAGAACAAUUAGUAAACAUACUGCGAGAGUUGGGAAGAUUGGAUGUAGUGCAAGAUUUGGGAUAUAGUAUUACAUUAGAGAGCUAGCACAAGAAGUCGAUAGAUCUGUAAUUAUCCCAAAUAACUGCAAUCACUUGAUUCUUAGAGUGAUGAUUGUAUAUUUGUAAAAAUGAUCACCAUUUUAAGAUGCAUUAACUUUGCCUACAUGAAUGCUGUGAGGACUAUCAUUUUUAUAACAAACAUACAUGUACAUGUUUAAAUUAAGGUUUUCAAAUCUGAAUGAUGGCAAACAGCACUAAUCUAAUGUCUAUGUUACUUGACAGUUGCAACAAUCAACCCAAGAAUUUUCAAAUAUUUUAAAUAAACACAGAUAAAUAGUUUCAUGUAAAAUGUAAACCGUUUUUGAUACUCAAGUUUAACUGUUGUACAAAAAUAUCCAUUGUAGUAUACAAAACAGAUAUCCCAUAACUAAACCUUUUUGAAUAAAUAAGUGAUAAGUUGACUGA